AUGAAAAAUACAAUUUACCUUUCAACACCAUCACUCACACUCCUUCUCUUAGUAACACUUCUUCUCUGUACAUUUUCAUUCCAGGACGAUGGUAACUCCCUCUCCACUGUUGAAAAUAAAAUCAUCAACAAGAUUACAAAUCUUCUCCUCUCACAACUUGAGGCCAGAUCUAUUGAUUUGAGUAUUCCACAACUUAUGAAGAAUAUCACCCCAACUGUUCCCUAUUCAUCGACCAGUUAUCAAUCUGGAGCAACCUAUGUUUGUGGAACACCCUCUCAAUUCUAUGAUCGAAUUAAAUUGGCAAAUCUCGAACAUUUAGUUGGCUAUCUAAGGGAUGCCAAUGGAAAUUUAAUUGGACAUUGGUCAUCCACCUAUAGAUGUUAUCUCAAUUUGCAGAAUACCGAUUCUUGUAUAUAUCCAAUGGGAACUUUCUUUACCAAUUGCGCAAGUAAUAGUUUGCUGACUCUCCUCCCUACAAGAAAUAUGUUCUAUCACUUGUCUCUUGUCUCAACUUUAAAAUCAGACUUGAUACAAAUGUUGCUUCAGGAAAAGAGAUUAUUCAUCCUAUCUCAACAUUUAGAAACUAUUGUAAUUUGGGGAAGAGAUGCUGGAAUGGAUGCUGACAUGUUUGCUGAUAAAGUUCUUGCAUUCAAAUUGGAAUUGAGAAGUUUACAAACAAUUUUCAAUGAAAUUGUAAAAAGAUAUAGAGAUGCAUUGAAUCAAUAUGUGAAUCAAUUUGACAUUUAUUAUAAUUUGAAUGAAGAUACGAGUUUGGCAUUCUCCAAGUUGAAAACAUUUAUCAAUUCUGGAAGAUAUAACCUGGUCAAUUCAACAUUAACUUUCACAUAUAAUUCCAAGUCAUGUUUUCAUACUUUGAAAAAUGAUGUGAUUAGUGAAGGUGCUGGAGGAAAGACAUUUGAUUUGGUAGCUUCGUUUUGUGGAUCCAUUGAAUUUAUCGAUAGACACAACUCUAUUGUUAGUCAACUGAUGGAAAUUGUUGAAAACAAAUUCACACUCAAUGGACAAGUGACAGAGCAAUUAGCAACUCUAUUCAUUCAGGGUGACGCAAUUAUUCAAGAAUCUGAAUUUGAUUUCUUGAAUGAAUUUUAUCAAGAAACAAUUUCUUAUUUCACAAUGCCUGAUCCACAAUUGACCAUUUCUUUUGGCUAUUCCCUAUCAAGUAAUUCACAAAACGCAAGUAAAACACUUGUACUCACUCCAGAUGCAAUUGAAGUUCAAAUCUAUGAUCCCACAUUGAAAAACAAACCCGGCUCAAUCUUUCACUCUGAUUCUCAAUUACAAACUUCAACAUUUGAUGUCAUACAAGCAAUUAACUCACUUUCAUGGACAAGAGAUUCGAAUAUUGAAGGAGAUUACAAGAACAUCUUUAACAGCUUGAUAACAACAGAAUCCUCUUCAAGAUCCAUCAAUUCAAUCCUCAUUAACCAACCAUCAACAAACUCUUUCACAAUCAAUGGUAAAACAAGUAAAUUGAGAACUUCAAGGACAACCACAACUUAUAACUGUGAGAAGGGAAGAUAUGGACCAAAUUGUAAAUUAUGUAGUCCUGGAAAUUAUUCGCCAGGUGAUGGAUUAUUGUAUGUCUGUAAUAAUGGACCAAUUAAUCAGGUGAUUUAUACUCAAUCGGGAGAAAGUUCUGAAAAUUGUGCUUUCAAAUGUAAAGAUGGCAAAAGGUAUAGAGUUGGAAAUUCAUGUCAACCUAUUCCUAUUGGAUAUUAUUCGAAAGAUUCUGGAGGUGAAGUGUUGGCUCCAUGUACCUUGAAAGGAAAUUCAUUUGGUAUUUUAGACGAAAGUUUACAACAAGAACAUUUAACAAUAAUUUCAAGUGGAAAUCAAGGCUCAGAAAAUUCAUGUCAGGUGGCCCUGAAAAAACUCUUAUCCAUUCCAAAUGUCUAUACGAAACAUUCAUUCGAAUCUUCUUUCACAAUUUCAAUGCAUCUGAAACUUGCCGAUUUCAAUCAAUUUGAUUUUAUUUUGAAGAAUUACAAAAUUGGCUAUGGAAUAGUUUCAUUCUCUGAUUGGAUUUUCCAAAUGAAUUUAGAUUCAUUCUCAGCAGCAUCUCCCUACAAGUCAGUUUAUAUGCAAGUUAAAAAGAUUAAUUCAACAGAAACAUUUCUCAUUUCGACAAGUUUCGCCCACGAUACAGAUUGGCAUUUAUUUACUUUACAAUAUGAUGAACUAAACAAGAUACUAACUCUUUUCAGAGAUAAUUCAGUAAUUGGUACUUGUUACUUUUCCCUUAGUCAAUCUUCAUCUAGCUCUUUAGUUAUUGGAGGUUUAGUCAACUUUCUCAGCCCAACUCCAACCAUGUUCUUCCCAGGAAUGAUUUCCAAUUUCAAACUCUACAAUUCCCUACUUGGAAAUCAAAUACUCAAUCAAAACUAUUUCACACCCCAAACUUGCUCAUUCGAAACUUCAGUUCUCUAUGGAAACGGCAAAUGCUUGACUUUAUCAUGUCCAGAUUCUAAAAUGAUUCAGGAGCCAUCGACAUCCACGUGUCUAUGUCCAUUCGGUCGAUUCUUCAAUAAGGACACAAGUAAAUGUCAAGCAUGUCCAAUGGAAACAACUACAGGAAGUCUCCUUCCAAGAAAAUCCAUCAAGGAUUGUCAAUGCCUCCCUGAUUAUAUUUACAGUACCAAAUACGAAACGUGUGUCUUGGCGAAAUCUUCACUCUCGCCACCAAGUGCUGAAUUUCACUUUUUCAAUUCGAUGGGAAGUUAUAAGGAAUUGGAAUCGACCAUCCUCUCACAAAUGUAUUAUCCAGUCGGGGAGAUGAAGAUUUCAUUUAGUCCUAUAGAAUUUCAAUUCGAUGAAUUUCAUAAUAAUGAAACAAGUCCAAUGGAUUAUGUUUACAAUAUUAAGCUAGUUUUCAAUCAGACCAAAGUUGUGUGGAGUUAUGCAAUGAAUCUGGAAGAAUUGAAACAAUUUACCUAUCAAGCCAAUAUUACCGGUGACUAUGAUUUGUCCAUGUCCACCGAUUGUGAUGGACACAGAGCUGGACUUCUCUCAAAAAUAACAUUUCACAUUAGAGAAAGAGAUUUACAACCACUCAUCAAACCCAAACCAACCGAUCACCAAUUCGAUUCUCCCUUCCAACUUCGACUUUUACAACCCUACAAAACCAAGACAAGUAUUGUCAUUCUCUGUUAUGGAAGAGAAGAAUCCAACAUGACCUGUCUCGAAUACGAUGAAAAGCAAUUAUACAUAUUUGGACCUCCACUCCAUGUGAAAACCUUCUCCUAUGGUCCAAAUUUUCAAAGAUUACCUGGUCCAAUUAUUUCCUACUAUUAUGAAAGGACCUAUUCUGAAGCUCAAUUGUCUUUUAUUGAAAAACAAAAAGUUUUUAAUGAAAAUCUUGCAAAGAAACAAGAAAAUCUGAAAGAAAAUGAAGAAAAGAAGAAGGCAUCUGUUUUGUAUCAGGUUUUCAAUCCGUUUGUGGAAUGGUUUUUGACCUAUCCGAAUUAUUUGUGGUUUCCAAUUGUUUCAGGUGUUGUGGCUAUUGGAUAUGUUGUCUUGUUGGUGGUGAUUAGGUUUUGUGUGGCAAGGAGAAUUAAUCGAAAGAGAAAGGAGAAGGUAAAACAAUAUUUGAAGGAGAAGAAAGAUAUGGAGGAGUAUUUGAAACAAUUCCUACCACCACCAUUGAGGGAGAAGGGAUUUGAUGAUGCAGAUGAGUUGUUGGAUAGUGAGAACAAUAGUAGCGAAAGGAGUGGAAGUGAAACAGACGAAAGUGAUUCGAAUAAUGAGGAAACAAGCGAUGAAAGUGGAAGUGAGGAAGAUGAUAGCUAUGAAGAUGAUUCCAGUAACAAUGACUCAUCCGAUUCUGAAUCCAAGCCAUUGUCCAAAAAGAGAAAUGAAUCCAAUGUUCCAAAAAGAGAAGCACGAAUUACCAUUGUUGAAAACGCCGUUAGAAAUAUUCCAGAAAAAAAAACAUUACCUUCUCGUCCAACCUUAGCAAGAUUCAAAGAAGAAUCGUUCAAUAAUCAAGUUGAUGUGAAAUUACAAAAUAUUGGAGCCUCAAGAAAUCGAUUGAAUGGAAGAAAUGUUAUUGGCAACAAACCACUUCCAUCCCUUCCACAAUCAUCCUCUGAAUCAUCUUCAAGAAAUAAUCAAAUGAAAACUGAAAGAGUUUCAAAUAGUGACAUCAUUGAAGAGGAGACUCCUACUCAUUCGAAUAGAAACAUAGUAAGAAAGAAACCUCUUCCAAAACCACAACCUAAAAAAGAAAAUCAAGGUCCUAAAUAUCUAUUAUGUGGUGAUUGUGGUGGAAUUGCAAGAUUUUGGUGUAAGAGUUGUUCCAAAUACAUGUGCAUUCAAUGUAAUCAAAAAGAUAAUUCACAACUUCAUGAAACAAGCAAAUCCAAAGUAAUGGUUUGUGAUUAUUGUUUACAACCAAGAUCUGAGUUGAGGGAAGUUUUCUUGAAAGGUAAUUCUCAAAUGAAAAUGUAUGCCUGCAAGUUGUGUCUAGAAGAAUUGUAUGAAGAUAGAAAGGUCAAUCGGGUUGGAUCAGUUCUCAAAAGAUGUACAAAAUGUAUGGAUGAGGAAAUUUCAAAGAAUCAACCAGAAAAGAAAAUGUGUGAUAAUUGUAUUUACUUUAAUUAA
This is a messenger RNA of Naegleria gruberi, 4620 nucleotides long. RefSeq lists its product as uncharacterized. Bases 1 to 4620 code for a protein of 1539 amino acids. The transcript has a single exon. The record is from RefSeq and is a predicted model, not a curated record. Lineage: Eukaryota; Heterolobosea; Eutetramitea; Acrasida; Naegleriidae.